AGAUGGACAUAAGACUCAUCGUUAUCGCGUAAAUAUGAAACGCUUUGACGAAAUAUUUGACAAAAUUGGCCAUUUCGGGGUCUAUCAACUAUUAGCAUACUGUCUUAUUGGCAUAGUAUCAUUUUAUAAUGGCUAUCAGAAUAUAUCUGUGAAUUUUCUUGGAGGCCAUCAACCUCACUGGUGCAAAAUUGAACGAUUAUCGAAAUUUUCCCACGAACGUCAACGUCUUAUAGCCGUGCCUGAUGAUGAUACAAAAGACAAAUGGAGCUAUUGUCAAGUAUUCAAUCUUAAUUAUACAAGUUAUACCGAUGACGAACUUCUUAGAUGGACGAAAGAGGAUCGGAAAUACUUCCAGGCAAAUGCAUCCAGAAUAAAUUGCCCGAAUGAUUGGGUUUUUGAUCAGAGUCAGUUUAUACUAACAACCUUAUCUAAGGUAGGCGUUUCCUUUCUUACUGGUAGUAAUUACCAUCCCCACCCGUCAUCAUCGUAA
This is a messenger RNA of Dimorphilus gyrociliatus, 490 nucleotides long. The record is from the annotation of a GenBank genome assembly. NCBI's taxonomy places the organism in Eukaryota, Metazoa, Annelida, Polychaeta, Dinophilidae.